AUGGCUAAAAAUACCAAAACCUCCACGGUCCAGCCCGUGCCUGAAAAGCGCGGUUAUGAGUUUGGUGGACCACUAGGCGCAUUCGGAAUCACCUUCGGUCUACCUAUUCUUGUCUACCUCCUAACCUUCACCUGCAACGAUGUUUCGGGUUGUCCCGCACCAGGCCUGCUGAACCCCUCGACCUUGACCCUUGAGCAAUUGAAAACCGAGGUGGGCUGGCCAGAGGAAGGCGUCGCGGCACUUUAUGAUACCAAGGUUACCCUGUGGACACUGAGCUACUAUGCCUUCAGUUUGUUCUUGCAGGUCUUCCUUCCCGGCCAAGAGGCCGAGGGCGUUGAACUGGCCUGCGGAGGACGUCUGAAGUACAAGUUCAAUGCUUUCAACUCGGCUUUGAUCAUCCUCUCCGGCCUCGCUGGUGGCACAUAUAUCUACGGCGCCGACUUCGUCGUCUGGACUUUCCUCUGGGACAACUACAUCCAGGUCAUCACCGCAAACCUGAUCAUCUCGUCAACUAUUGCCUUGUUCGUCUACGUCAAGAGCUUCACAGUUCCAGCACCCGGGACGGCAAACGUUGAUCUGCGGCAGCUUGCCCCUGGCGGCCACACAGGAAAUGCGCUGUACGACUUCUUCAUCGGUCGUGAGCUCAACCCUCGUCUCCGUCUGCCUAUUCCGUUUGUCAGUGAGGCCUCGCGCACCCUUGAUAUCAAGGUUUUCAUGGAAAUGCGGCCCGGUCUGCUCGGAUGGACAAUUCUCAACCUGUCCAACGUGGCCCACCAGUACCGCACCUACGGCUACAUCACUGACUCGAUUGUGCUGGUCACUGUCUUCCAAGCAUUCUACAUCCUCGAUGCCCUGUACAUGGAGCCAGCAAUCAUGACCACCAUGGAUGUCAUCAUGGAUGGCUUCGGCUUCAUGCUCUCCUUCGGUGACGUGGUCUGGGUCCCCCACCUUUACAGCAUCCAGAGCCGUUAUCUCUCUGUCUUCCCCUACGAGCUUGGCUGGAGCGGUAUCGCUGUCGUUUUGGGCGUGACGGCAGUUGGUUACUCCAUUUUCCGUGGAGCCAACAACCAAAAGAACCGAUUCCGUACCAACCCCAAUGACCCCCGCGUUAAGAAUGUCAAGUACAUCGAGACUGCCGCUGGAUCCAAGCUCAUGAUCUCUGGAUGGUGGGGUUUGGCCCGUCACAUCAACUACCUUGGCGAUUGGACCAUGUCUUGGGCUUACUGUUUGCCCACUGGUAUCGCAGGCUAUGUUCUGAUUGAAAGCAUUAACCCUGCUAGCGGUGCGGUCCAGAAGCAGGCUGUGCAGACCCCUGAGAUCCGUGGAUUUGGUAUGAUCUUCACAUACUUCUACAUGCUCUACUUUGGAGUCCUCCUGGUUCACCGUGAGAUGCGCGACGAGGAGAAGUGCGAGAAGAAGUACGGUGCCGAUUGGAAGCGCUACACUUCCAUUGUGCGCAGCCGUAUCAUUCCCGGAAUCUACUAA
Molecule: messenger RNA, 1485 nt
Organism: Penicillium salamii
Lineage: Eukaryota; Fungi; Ascomycota; Eurotiomycetes; Eurotiales; Aspergillaceae
Source: the annotation of a GenBank genome assembly